Messenger RNA from Hypoxylon trugodes, 1961 nucleotides. Its product is annotated as NMD3-domain-containing protein. The record is from RefSeq and is a predicted model, not a curated record. Gene Ontology annotation, biological process: ribosomal large subunit export from nucleus. NCBI's taxonomy places the organism in Eukaryota, Fungi, Ascomycota, Sordariomycetes, Xylariales, Hypoxylaceae. The transcript has a single exon. Gene Ontology annotation, molecular function: ribosomal large subunit binding. Gene Ontology annotation, cellular component: cytoplasm; nucleus. Bases 189 to 1754 code for a protein of 521 amino acids.
AAAAGGCUGUUUAGGUAAGCAUGGAAGGGAGCUAGUGGCGAUAACCCUGCUUAUCAAUCGAGGGGCAAUGCGAUUUCUAGAUAUUUUUCUUAUCCAAAAAUCUCCCCCACCAUCCUAAACCAAUUCAUCAACACCCUUCACUAAACACCUACCAUCACUGUCUACGUAUAAAUCGGCAAGCCGUCGCCAUGUCGAUGGAUAUAGAUGUAGACGCUCCUAUCUCGAUCGCCCCGUCAGAUGGGAUAACUACCGGUGGCGCUGCGACCAUAUUCUGUUGCGACUGCGGGGCUCCUAUCGACGGCACAACAGCGAUCGAUGCCAAAUGUUACGAUUGCUUCAAACUUACCAAAGAUAUCUCCCAAGGCAUUCAACGAGAAGCAACCCUUCAUUUCUGCCGAGACUGCGACCGAUGGCUACAACCACCUUCCAGUUGGGUAAAUGCCCAACCCGAAUCUCGCGAACUCCUAGCAUUAUGUCUAAAGAAAUUGAGCCUUAACCGAACAAGGAUAAUCGACGCAAGCUUCAUAUGGACAGAGCCACAUUCGAGACGAGUACGAGUGAAGCUUGUUAUCCAGGCCGCCGUAGCAGAUGAUCGGGUGAUGCAACAGGCUAUAGAGGUAGUGUACGUUGUUGCGUAUCAACAAUGCCCAGAGUGCGCCAAGUCAUAUACGGCCAACGUAUGGAGAGCGAGCGUACAAGUUCGGCAAAAGGUGUUACACAAAAGAACAUUUUUAUACCUCGAACAACUAAUCCUGAAACACGGCGCCCACCGAGAAACCAUCAACAUCAAGGAGGCGAAAGAUGGUAUCGACUUUUUCUUUUCCGCCCGAAACCAAGCCGAGAAAUUCGUGGAUUUCCUGAAUUCGGUCGUGCCUGUGCGAGUCAAGAAAUCCCAAGAACUCAUUUCCCAAGAUGUCCACACCUCUAAGAAGUCAUACAAAUUCACUUUCUCUGUCGAGUUAAUACCCGUUUGCAAGGAUGAUCUAGUCGCUCUACCUAUUCCUCUAGCCAAGCAAAUUGGCAAUAUCUCCCCACUCGCAAUAUGCUACCGAAUCGGUACAUCUAUCAACGUUUUAGAUCCGAAUACCCUCCAAACAGCCGACAUCAGCGCACCUGUAUACUGGCGAUCGCCCUUCGCUGCGCUCGCCGACGCCCAAGACCUAGUCGAGUUCAUCGUGAUGGACUGCGAGCCCUCGGGCCCAACGCGAGGAAAAUGGAUUCUUGCCGAGACACAACUUGCGCGAGCCUCCGACCUAGGUGUUAACGACCGAACCUACUUCGCACGAACACAUCUCGGCGGUCUAUUACACGCGGGUGAUUCAGUCAUGGGAUACAUGCUUACCGGUACCAACUUCAACAACCCACAAUUCGAAGCCAUAGAAUCAUCAAACACAUAUGGGUCAAGAAUCCCGGACGUAGUAGUUGUCAAGAAGCACUAUCCGAACCGCCGACGCAACCGCAAGCGGACGUGGAAGGUUAAGCGUAUGGCACGCGACGAGGGCGAGCUGUUACCCAAGAAAGCCGACCAAGACCGCAUGGACCGCGAGUUUGAGCAGUUCUUGCGUGAUAUCGAGGAAGACGACGAGUUCAGACAGGGUGUACAGUUAUAUAAACAACCCCCGCGCAAGAAGCAGGUCGAUGAGAUGUCUAUGGCGACUACGGAUGACGAUGGGGAUGAUGAUGCCCCGCAAGUCGAUAUGAAUGAGCUUCUUGAGGACUUUGAUGAACUUACUAUGGAGGAUCAGGGGGCUUAGGGGAAAAUAGCCAUACCACGACUACGGUUGUGACUAGGUUUGAGUCGGUGUUGCGGUUGGGAAAAUAGAUAUUAAUGAAUGAAUGAAUUAGUAAAAUGUUCUUGUCUUAAUACCGUGAGAUUUAAGAGCCACAUCAGUGGAUUUGGUAAUGAAUUCCGACGUGUGUGAAAUAAUAAGUGAUAGCAAUUAUCAGUCAUAUGAGUUACA